Molecule: messenger RNA, 1224 nt
Organism: Enterobius vermicularis (human pinworm)
Lineage: Eukaryota; Metazoa; Nematoda; Chromadorea; Rhabditida; Oxyuridae
Source: the annotation of a GenBank genome assembly
AUGGAAAAUACUUUUUUGCAGACUUACAAUGUAAUAAUAAAAACGAUAACUUUAAUCAGCACAAUAAUAUUGGUUGGUUUAGUGAUCAGAUUUCACGUUAUCGAAGUUCAGCUUUACAUGAACGCAAAUAGUGCUGAAGAUUGGCGUAUUGCAAUAACUUUUCAACAUUUUUUACAAAUCAUUGCGGAAAUAUUAGCCUGUGCAAUUUGUCCAUUACCGUUCACUGUCAGGGUUCCCAUGUUUGGUGGAAAAGCAGUAUCGCUUGACGUGAUGCUUUCUAUACCAAUGUUUUUUCGUCUCUACUGGGCAUGGAGAACUCAUUUGUUGCACAGCAGGAUGUUUACCGAUGCGUCGUCGAGGAGUAUUGCCGGUUUGAAUCGUGUAAACUUUAAUGCUCGUUUUAUCAUGAAGACUUUGAUGACUCUUUGUCCAGGUACAAUGCUGAUCGUUUUUACUGCAACACUUUGGAUUGUUGCCGCAUGGAUACUCCGACUCUGCGAAAGUUCAUCAGAUUUUGAUGCUGUAAGAUCUCCAGAUGACAUGAAACACAAGAAUUAUUUGAAUUCACUUUGGCUUAUUGCUAUCACCUUUCUAUCAGUCGGAUACGGUGAUAUCGUGCCGACAACGCACUGUGGCAAAGCAGCUGCUGUGGUUACCGGAAUUCUAGGCACCUGUACAUCUUCAAUGAUUGUUGCAGUAAUUGCUAGAAAAUUAGAAUUGUCUCGAGCUGAAAAACAUGUUCACAAUUUUAUGAUGGAUACUCAACUGACGAAGAAGCUGAAACACAGUGCCGCAAACGUGUUACGAGAAACGUGGUUAAUUUACAAAAACCGUCGUCUGGUUGAAAAAAUUGAUCCUGCAAAAAUCCGAUUACAUCAACGAAAAUUUCUUAUUGCAAUUAAUUCAUUACGACAGGUUAAAAGAGAGCAACGGAAACUUGCGGAAAAUUCAGUUUCACUUGGAGAUGUUGCAAAGACAACUUCUGGCACCUAUGAACUGAUUCAUGAAAUGCAUUCGGUUCAAGAAACAAACUCUGUGCGCCUAACGGCUUUAGAGCAUCAAGUAGGAGAAUUGCUUCGAGAGACGUCUGAAAUCAAAUCAAAACUAGACGACUUCAACGAACUGAAGACCGGUCUCAGCUCAUUGGUACGAUCGCUAGCUUUGAGUGCUGACGACAACAACCUAAGUUCAAUGAAUCUGGUUAAAAACGUCUGCUACACUUGA